AUGCCCGACCUGGCGGCGGCUGCCGCGGCAGCGGGCCUGUCGAAGCUCUACCCCGCCCUGGCCGCCGCUGCCACUGCCCCUGUUGCCGGCGUCACCCUGCCCGACGGGAUCCAGGUCCUCGCCGGGAAGCUGGGCGCCAAUUUCGACGACCCGUCGUUGGUGGACUGGGUGCCCGGCACCGUCAUUCGACCGCCACGGUCCUGCCCGGCGGGGACGGCGGCCUGCUCGCGGACUGGGCCGAUCGGGCGCGGUCGGUCCGGCGCCACCACUGGCGGCCAUGCCCGACCACGGCUCCUUGGCGGCGGGGGGCCGAUCUUCGGCUUCGUGGUCACGAGCAGCCUCUCCGCCCUGGCGCCCCUGGCGGCCCUGGCGUGGCCGCGCGCGCCGGCGAGGCGCCCGCAGGAGUCGGCGCCGCCGUGCGGGAGCAGCGCCGGCGAGGGGUGCGCGGGCGCCCCCGACGGUGGCGGGGAGGGCGCGCUCGCCUCGGAGCUCGACCAGGAGGCCGCCCAGCACGCAGACUUCCUGUUCGGCGGGCGCGGCCAAGCGCGCGGCACCGAGGCGGCCUCGCUCGCGCGGAUGCGCCGCGCGCGGCGAUGCGGGGUGGCGCGGCGGGAGCGGCGCCUUCGCGGGGAUAUCGACGUCGGCACCCGGAGUGCCCAGAAGCACCAGGACCACCGCCAGACCCUCGACUCCAGGAGCCCCUACAGGGGCUGGUUGGUGGAGGGGUGUAGCCCACUCCACAACCGCGUCAGCCUACCCCCGAUCACCCUUUGGGCCCCAGGGCGACAUGGAGAGAAUAGGCCCGUCCACCUGUCACGGGCGUACCUGGCACACCUGCGGCAAAAGACGUACGUGCUGCGGGUCACGAUUUUGUGCCCCGCUCUCUGGGCUCUGUCGACCCUGGUUCCCAGGAAGGUCCAGGAGGCCUCCGAGCUCUGCGAUGGCCUGGGCGAUGCACUCCCAGAGGUCGAGAGCAUCGGCUCCUGGGCCUGGCCAGGGGUUGGCUCCUCGCUGCUGAAUGUGGAGGCCUCCGACGACGUCGCGAUGUGGCUGGCGCACUGGGCACACGAAGGUGAUGCCGUACUGGCGGCCGUGCUGGCCCAACCACUCAUCCUGCAGCUGCUUCUCCGUGGUGCGCGCGACGUGGUGCUGGAUCUCCUGCAGCAUGGUGUAGCGGAGGUUGAGCACGCCUGCGUCAUCCAGCCGAGGCGCCUGACCGUCGCCACGGACGCGAUGAUGGGGCCACUGUUGGCGAGGGUGCCUGGGUCGGCCCUGUCGCUGAGCAGCGUGAGCGGCGUGGACCUUCCCUUGUUGUUGCCCUCCAUCGCCGCCGCCACGUUCUUCCUGAGCUCGGUGAGCUUGGAGUCUGCCAUGUGCCUGGUACUCUUGUUGAUGUGCUGGCCCAGCGCGGUGGAGGAGGCCAGCGUGACCGUCUUCCCCUCCGCGCCCCGCGAGACGGCGGCGGGGGGCCAGCGGCCUCAGGACAGCACGGCAGCCCACAGGACUGGGCUCGGGAAAUACGGCUUCGGGAUCCAGCCGACCCUCGACAACAGGGCUGCCAGCAUCGACAGGAUCGACCCCGACGGCAUCUUGGCGCGGUGGAACAUGGAGAACCCAGCCCAGGCCGUGAAGAUCGGGGACACGCUCGUCUGCGUCAACGGGGUGUCGGACAGCCUCGACGACAUGGAGCAGGAGCUGCGGACGGCCAACCUGUCCAUGCUGUUCGAGCCCUGCUGA
Messenger RNA from Prorocentrum cordatum, 1737 nucleotides. The record is from the annotation of a GenBank genome assembly. Lineage: Eukaryota; Dinophyceae; Prorocentrales; Prorocentraceae.